AAAUUAACGGGAGACUGACAGAACACCACAAUAAUUCUGCAAGCAAUCAUGGCAUCAUCUGAAAGAUGAAGGAUUUAUUACUACAGAACAAUUCCCUACUUCAAAGUUUCAUUGUCAAAUGGAAUAGCUUAUUAAAACAUGUCUGAUGUAACCUCGAUACGAAUGGAUUUAAAGGUUGGGAGAGUUGAUGUGGGGGAUGUAUCAGACAAGCUUUUCCAAGAGUCAAGUGACUUAGAAGUAGGGAGGACUGAUGAGGAGGAUGCAUCCGAUAAACUCUUCCUUGGAUCAAGUGACACAAAUGACUACAUCAGUUCUGAUGAGGAAUCCAUGCUGGCAUUGGAAGACAACUCCACAAAGAGUUCAGAUGUUGUGUCUGAACCAUUGAAUUUGUGCAGUAAUGAGACCAAUGCAUUGUGUAAUGGUGCCAGAAAACCUGAUGAAAUAUCAUUUUCUGAAAAUGGAGCAGUAAUAGAGUAUGUUGACAUAAAUCUUCAUGAAGAAGAGACAGAAAAAACAGGAUACGAUAGCUCUACAAAUAUUUGCUUUGAGGAAUUUGAUGCAGGUUGUAAAUCUUAUGACAAAAGUCCAUGUUACAAGCUUCCAAAUCCUUGUCAAAUUUCCAGUGAGCUGUUAAAAGAACAGAAAUCUAAGAAUGGGAAGGAGGAAAGCAAUUCCACUAUUAGCUGUGCUCUUACUGAUGUUGAGAGUAAAGUGAAUAAUUGUGCCAAGAGAGAGAACUCCUUGAUAAGCACAGACCAAGAAUUACAGACAAAAAAUAUAUAUGGAUGUGGCUCAUGUGGGAAACAACUGAGUAGUAAAAGUGGACUAAGAAAACACAGGUGUUCGCAGACAGCAUAUACCUCCACCAUCAAUGCUGAGUCAUCAGAUGAUCAAGAGGAGUUGGUAUCUCCCCCACUGAAACAACUUCGAUGUGACUGGAACCUGAAGUACAGCAGAUCUGAGAUUGAAAGUGAUCUUCAACUUCACAUGUCAAGCCCCAGUGAACAGACCUACAGUUGUAACAUGUGUGGCAAAGAUUUCACGGGACAAAAGUACCUGCAGAAACACCACAGUAUUCACAGCGAUGAGAGAAGGGAGAUUGACUGUUCUGUAGGUGACAAGAAGAUUCAUGACAGUAUACAGUAUACUGAACCUAUUAAAACUUAUCAGGACAACUGUCCAUUUGUGUGUCAGAGUUGUGACAAGUCCCUCACUCAGUCUGUUGACUUGACGCAGCACCAGUCAGUGCAUGAUUGGGUUGAGAAUCACAAGUGUAACCAUUGUGAAAAAGUCUUUUCCGAUAUCAACUACCUCAUCGCACACAUCGAGGCAGAUCAUAAGGGAUUGAGCAAUAUCAUGUGCAUGUAUUGUAAUAAACAAUUUGAUCAUGUUGAUGCAUUCACCAACCAUUUAAAAACACACUCAAGUAACAACCUGUUGGAAUGUCAGAUACGUGAGAAAGUGUUCCAGGACACAAACGAGUUACAAUCACACCUGAGGACUCAUACAGAAAAACAACAGUCAUACACUAACUUUCUGGAAGGAAGUUUAAAAAGUUAUCAAAAUGAGGAUAGUCAUGAAGAACACAACAGUGAUUUAAAUUACAAUGUAAACAAGUCAUUAUCACCAAGGGCACAUAACUCUUCCAAGACUGUUGGUGUGAUGGCUAUGAAGGGUGAUACAGAAGUUAUUCCUGCUGAGGGCCAGGUUUUGGUGUCUGGGUCAGAAGAGGAUGUAGAGAUGGGAAAAGAACUGGGGGAGACGCAAGUGGCUGGUCAAGAUUCUUCAGAAAUGUCUUCUAUGAUAGCAGUUAAAGUCAAGGAAGAUGUUAAGGAAGCCAACAGCAGAUCUACUUGUUCACCAACUAAGUCAAACACACAAGCAUACACCUCGGUCAUAUCACACAAGCUAUAUGAUAACACAACGGCUGAGACUUCCCGCACUAAUACAUUCACACCUCUAAUACCAGAUGAUUCUGGUGAUCAUCGUGAUGACCUUGACCAGGUAGUGACCUUGAACACACCAGAAGGAGUUAUGUACCAGUGUAAGGUGUGUGGUUACCAGACAAGAAUCAGGCAAAGCAUGCUGAAGCACUCCAGGUCUCAUCGUGGUAAGAAACAGAGCUGUAGAUUAUGUGAUAUAAUAUUUACUGAUCAGUACAGCCUGCAGCAUCAUUACUGUACAAAUCAUGGAGAGGAAACGUUUGUAUCAAGGGGUCAUGACCUUGUCCAUAACAAACAUACACAAGAUCCUGUUCCUCAAAAACAUAGACUUGAUCCUCAGAAUCUCACAUCAAAUGGCAUGUUAGACAAUUCCCCAUUCCAUACAGAAUCCAGUUCUCGCCAACUGACACAGGAAUCUCUGUCACGACCAGCAUCGUCUGAGCUCAGCUACAGGUGCGAGUGGUGUGGAAGGUCAUAUGACAAAUAUCAGCUAUAUCUUGACCACUGCAUGACAUCCCAUGCUCAAAGGAAGAGCUACCAGUGUUUGAAGUGUCAUGCUAAAUUCUCCUGGAGAAACAGCUUACAUCAACAUGCUAAAUUCUGCAUGAACACUGAGAUAGAGAUCUAUAAAUGUGAUCAGUGUCCAUCAGAAUUCAAACGCAAGAGAGACUUAAAAGUUCACAUUGAAGGGAAACAUGGUGAGACAGAGAAACUACAUACAUGUUCCUGUGGUAAAACAUACAAAUGGCAGUCAGGCUUGGCCAGGCACAGGAGUAAGUCUGGUUGUUCUGUAGAGUAUGUCAUACAUCCUAGUAAGUUCAGGGCUUAGAGCAAAUAGAUCUGGCAUCAUACAUUUAUGUUUGUACAGUAUUUGUAAUAUGGUCAUGAAACUUUUGAAACAGGAAUCUCAUUCUAGCUUUCUGCUUUUCCUACAAUUUUGUCAACUAUUGAAUAAAAAAAUUCUUGUUUGAUGAUACAAGUAAUGAAAACCAGAUCAUGAGUAUUUAGAAAAUGACUUGUACUAAAGAAAAGGCUAUAUUUAUGUAGAUUUAGUUACACAUUUGCUUGAUAAUGAUAUCAGGCCAGAACUACCCUGGUUCAUGUCUUUUAUUCAAAAGUAUCAAACCUGUCUAUAAAGGUCAGUAAAGGGAGUAGUUAAAAGUGGACUUCAUUGACAGAUGACUUUUCUAACAAGGUUCAGUUACUCCCAUUUGUACUGGAACCCUAAACUAGUGAAUGACCUUUAUACACAGGUAUUUAUAAAGGUGGCCUUUAGGGCAGGUUUGACUUUUCAUUCUUAAUAAAUUUCGGUGUUGAUUAGGAAAUCAGAAACAGAACUCAAGAAAAUGCUACUUUUUACACAUACCACAAUUCUGGUAAUAGUUUAGAAAUUUAGAAAAUGUUAGCAGUAAGGUAAUGACAUUAGUUUUGUUUAAAAAAAAAUAAGGAUUAAAUAGAAACCUAUAUGUUUACUAUAUGACUUUUUUUUGUUUUUUGUUUUUUGGGGUUUUUUUUUUUUGUUGAAAUUAAUUUUCAAAGCUCAGAAGAACAGAAAAAUACUAGUGACUUUCAUUAAAAUCAAAUAUUUUCUAUUGCACCAUAAAACGCAAAUGAAGGUUCUUAUUUCUUACAAAGAACUUAAGUACACUUCAGGAAUAAUUUAGUGUAGAAUUUUUUUUACUACAGUUUUACAAUGUUACAAAUUAAGGUAUUAAGUAGUAAAAUUUUAAUUGUUUUAAUAAUCAUAAAGGAAUCAUGCCAAAAUAUUGGCAAAAAGUCAAAAUUUCCCAUAAAUGUGAAGAUAAACAAGGAAUUCUUUAAUGAUUGACAAGAUGUUUUUUAAGGUUUGUUUAUAAGGCAGAAGCUGGACACAGUUACAGUUAAGAUGUAGGUCUUUACACAUUUUGUUUACCACUAGAAAUUCAUUGCUGUUUUAGGUGAUUAUUAUAAAACCAUUUUGCAUUCAUUUACAGUGUUCCUGUGACUUAUUUUAGAUCUGUAUUGAGCCUCACUAAGCCUAUAAUUUCAUACACUUAAAACAUGGUUUUAUUUAUCUGAUUGUGAAGAAUUUAAUUUCUUGAGUGAAGAUAAAUUUUCAUUGUCAUCUGAUAUUACAGUUUCAGACUCGGGUUGUUUCCAUAUUUAUUAAAAUUUAUUUGCACAAGCUUACAUCUCACAGUGAACAUCCUCUAUAAAUUAUCACUUUAUUAUCUAUGUAAAUUUUCAUUAUCAAAUUUAUUAGUUCAACUAACUCUCCUGUGAACUGAAUCAUUUUUAUUCUGACCUAGUCAAAUUAAUGUGAAUAAAGUUACCUGAUGUUAUACAGAUACAUAUGCAGAUAUUUACUUUGAAUGGCAAUAACUGUCUCUAGAUUUUUAUCGUAUGGUACAUGAGGUACAUGUAUCCUGUAGUUAAUGAGAUUGUAUGUGUUAUACCUGUACAUGUAGCAUAUUAAUGAGUAUUAGUUAAUGAAAAGAUGAUUUCUAUUUUCAUCAUUGAAAAUGGUUGUUUGAUACACAACA
Messenger RNA from Ylistrum balloti, 4465 nucleotides. RefSeq names its product zinc finger protein 569-like. The coding region runs from base 139 to 2772 and encodes 877 amino acids. Gene Ontology annotation, cellular component: nucleus. The record is from RefSeq and is a predicted model, not a curated record. NCBI's taxonomy places the organism in Eukaryota, Metazoa, Mollusca, Bivalvia, Pectinida, Pectinidae. The transcript has 9 exons.